GAAAGAAGGAUUGCUGCAAAAGUUCUGAAACAAUGGAGCUUGUCUUGGAUUUAAUUCACAAAAUCUUGAACGCUUAUUUACCUCAUAUGGCCACAACUGCACUCAUCCACUUCAUGCCUUUAUAUCUCUUUCUCAAGUUUCUUCACUUCAUCUUCCGUUCUAUAUUUAGUGAAAACGUCGCUGGUAAAGUUGUUCUCAUCACAGGGGCCUCUUCUGGUAUCGGCGAGCAUUUAGCCUAUGAAUAUGCUAAAAGAGGUGCUCGUCUAGUGCUUGCGGCAAGAAGGCGCAGAAGUCUUCAGCAAGUAGCAGAUAUGGCUUAUUGGCUUGGAUCUCCAGAUGUUGUUCCUGUGCAUGCUGAUGUUUCCAAAGUUGAAGAUUGCCAGCGAUUAAUUGAGGAAGCUAUAAGUAACUUUGGUAGAUUGGAUCAUCUGGUGACCAAUGCUGCUGUGACGCCCCUAUACUUGUUUGAGAACCUUAUAGAGGUCACCAAAGCUGCACCCGCAAUGGACAUAAAUUUCUGGGGUGCAGUUUAUACUACCCAUUUUGCCAUCCCCUUUUUGAAGGAAACCAAGGGAAAAAUCGUAGCCAUCACUUCAUCAGCUGGUGUUCUGAAUGCAGCCAGAAUCAGCUUCUAUAAUGCAAGUAAAGCUGCAAUGAUUAGUUUCUAUGAGACGUUGCGGGUAGAACUUGGGACACAAAUUGGGAUUACAAUAGUCACUCCUGGACUAGUUGAAUCUGAGUUGACCAAAGGCAAAUUUCUCACAACAGAGGGCAAGUUGGAAGUGGACCAAGUAAUGAGAGACGUUGAAAUGAGUGUUACUCCUAUACUGCCAGUGCAAAAAUGUGCUAGAGCAAUUGUCAAGAGUGCAUGCCGCGGAGACAACUACCUAACAGAACCACCAUGGUUCAAGACAUUAUUCGUCUACAGAAUAUUUUUCCCUGAAUUUCUAGAAUGGUUCCAACGAUGGUUUUUGUUCCCAGGGCCAGGGCAACCACCAACAGAGGCUCCCAGCAAGAUAAUUCUAGAUGUGACUGGAUUUAAGGAAUAUGGUUAUCCAAAGUCCGUCCUAUCUCCACAUAUAAAAGUGGAUUGAGGAAACUAAUAGAAAACUUAAGCUAGCUAGAAUAAUGUCAGCAUAGUUCCCAUGCAAACUGGCCAGAAUGUGGUUUUUAUCUUUUCAUUUUGUGGAGUACUGAAGAUGAAAGAAACAAAACAAAAACGAAAACAAGGUUGAAAAAAGAGGCUGACAAUUGAAUUAAUAGAAAUAAGUCGUACACUCUUAUAACUUACUUCAGAUUGUUGAUGAUGAAUAAACUGAUUGCAAUUUAUCCUCUA
This is a messenger RNA of Nicotiana tabacum (common tobacco), 1336 nucleotides long. RefSeq names its product 11-beta-hydroxysteroid dehydrogenase A. Lineage: Eukaryota; Viridiplantae; Streptophyta; Magnoliopsida; Solanales; Solanaceae. Gene Ontology annotation, cellular component: cytosol. The record is from RefSeq and is a predicted model, not a curated record. Gene Ontology annotation, molecular function: oxidoreductase activity.